Molecule: messenger RNA, 210 nt
Organism: Nematocida ausubeli
Lineage: Eukaryota; Fungi; Microsporidia
Exons: 1
Coding region: 1-210 (69 amino acids)
Source: RefSeq, a predicted model, not a curated record
AUGCUUUCUAAGUCUAUCCGGGCAGUAAAGAAUGCCAAGUCCCUUGAGACAAGCUGUAAUAAAACCUACUCUGGUGCAAUACGCAUAGAUAGAAGACUAAACAGCUUUGUUAAUGAGACCAUUGUAAGAGGCGAGAGCAUAAGAUACAUUAUAUUAUCUGAGGAGGAGUUUACACGAGUUUUAGAUGCUGAAAAGACUGAAGAGGGAUAA